This is a messenger RNA of Kalmanozyma brasiliensis GHG001, 843 nucleotides long. Its product is annotated as Sde2 N-terminal domain protein. The record is from RefSeq and is a predicted model, not a curated record. The coding region runs from base 1 to 843 and encodes 280 amino acids. Gene Ontology annotation, cellular component: nucleus. NCBI's taxonomy places the organism in Eukaryota, Fungi, Basidiomycota, Ustilaginomycetes, Ustilaginales. The transcript has a single exon.
AUGGUUCCGGUACUCGUCGAGUCAUUCGAGCCCUUUCCAAGGCACCUUUGCCUUUCGCUGCCGGAAUCGGCCACCGCCGCAGAUGUAGUCGGAGGGUUCGGCCAGGUGCUGUCAAGCCAAUCGACCACGAGCUUCUCCCUGAUUCACAACGGGCGUAGACUGGGUCACUUCUCCACUUUGGCCGAUCUCACUUCCAAUGAUGAUGGGCAUCCGGUUAUGCUGCAACUUCGGGCGCUGUUGCCGGGUGGCAAGGGUGGAUUCGGAUCGAUGCUUCGUUCGCAAGGAGGCAAGAUGUCGGCAGGGGCGCGCAACACGAACAACGAUUCCUGCCGUGAUCUCAACGGACGUCGACUGGGCGUUGUUAAGGAGGCUAAGAAGUUGACCGAGUAUCUGGAGGGAGAGUCGGAGCGAAAGCGUCAGAUGGACGAGGCGCAGAAGAAGAAGUACGCAAAGCUGGAAAGGAUGCUCGGACGAGCACCUCGUAACGAGAAGGACCUUGCCGAAGCUGCUGAGAGGAUGGCGGAUGCAGGGGAAGAUUUUGACGAGGGGAGCGCAAGUCCCGAAGCGGGUCCAAGCCGCGGCAUCGGCAGUCUGGCCCAAGCUGACACAGCAACUCAGCGAAGAAGUGCGAACGGCAAUGGCGCAUCUGCUGCUGCUGGGACCAAGAGGAAGGAGCGCAUCGAAGACUCGCAGUACAUCGAACAGAGCCGUGAGAUCGUCGAGAACGUGCGCUCAGCGGUAGCAUCGGCCAUGAUGAAGAAGAAAAAGAAGCUCAACAAGGACAAGGGCAAGACGAACGCAUCCUCUUCAGCUUCAGGCUCCUCCGUUGCCGCCUCUACGUAG